GACCGUAGCCCCGGCCUUCACGGAACUGUCUUUUCUCCGUGCGUCUCGUCGGCCUCUCGCCUUUCAGCCACCUGCGCGUCCGUCAUCCCCGUCCCGGGGUCUCCCCGGAGCCCUGUGCGCCAUGCGGCUCCUGCCUCUGGCCCCAGGUGGGCCCCGGCGGGGCAACCCCCGUCACCUGACUUUCUGCAGCCCAGCUCUGCUGCUGUUGGUGCUGGGCCGCUGCCUGGGGGUCUCCGGGGAGGCGGCGGGUUCUCGGAGGCCUAAUGUGGUGCUGCUCCUCACCGACGACCAGGACGAAGUGCUCGGCGGCAUGACACCACUAAAGAAAACCAAGGCUCUCAUUGGAGAGAUGGGGAUGACUUUCUCCAGUGCUUAUGUGCCAAGUGCUCUUUGCUGCCCCAGCAGAGCCAGUAUCCUGACAGGGAAGUACCCACAUAAUCAUCAUGUUGUUAACAACACUUUAGAGGGAAACUGCAGUAGUAAAUCUUGGCAGAAGAUCCAAGAACCAAAUACUUUUCCAGCAAUUCUCAGAUCGAUGUGUGGUUACCAGACCUUUUUUGCAGGGAAAUAUUUAAAUGAGUAUGGGGCCCCGGAUGCAGGUGGUCUAGAACACAUUCCUCUGGGCUGGAGUUACUGGUUUGCUCUGGAAAAGAAUUCUAAAUACUAUAAUUACACCCUCUCUAUCAAUGGGAAGGCACGGAAGCAUGGUGAAAACUACAGUGUGGACUACCUGACAGAUGUUUUGGCUAAUGUCUCCUUGGACUUUCUGGACUACAAAUCCAACUCUGAGCCCUUCUUCAUGAUGAUCUCCACUCCAGCACCUCAUUCACCUUGGACAGCAGCACCUCAAUACCAGAAGACUUUCCAGAACGUCUUUGCACCAAGAAACAAGAACUUCAACAUUCAUGGAACGAACAAGCACUGGUUAAUUAGGCAAGCCAAGACUCCAAUGACUAAUUCUUCAAUGCAGUUUUUAGAUAAUGCAUUUAGGAAAAGGUGGCAAACUCUACUCUCAGUUGAUGACCUCGUGGAGAAACUGGUCAAGAGAUUGGAGUUUACUGGGGAGCUCAACAACACUUACAUCUUUUACACCUCAGAUAAUGGUUAUCACACAGGACAGUUUUCUUUGCCAAUAGACAAAAGACAGCUGUAUGAGUUUGAUAUCAAAGUUCCACUAUUGGUUCGAGGGCCUGGGAUCAAACCAAAUCAGACAAGCAAGAUGCUCGUUGCCAACAUUGACUUGGGUCCUACUAUUUUGGACAUCGCUGGCUAUAGCCUGAAUAAGACACAGAUGGAUGGGAUGUCCUUAUUGCCCAUUUUGAGAGGUGCCAGUAAUUUGACCUGGCGAUCAGAUGUCCUAGUGGAAUAUCAAGGAGAAGGCCGCAACGUCACUGACCCAACAUGUCCUUCCCUGAGUCCUGGCGUAUCUCAAUGUUUCCCAGACUGUGUAUGUGAAGAUGCUUAUAACAACACCUAUGCUUGUGUGAGGACAAUGUCAGCAUUGUGGAAUUUACAGUAUUGUGAGUUUGACGACCAAGAGGUGUUUGUAGAAGUCUAUAAUCUGACUGCAGACCCAGACCAAAUCACUAACAUUGCUAAAAGUAUAGACCCAGAACUUUUAGGAAAGAUGAACUAUCGGUUAAUGAUGUUACAGUCCUGUUCUGGGCCAACCUGUCGCACUCCAGGGGUUUUUGACCCGGGUUACAGGUUUGACCCUCGUCUCAUGUUCAGCAAUCAUGGCAGUGUCAGGACUCGAAGGUUUUCAAAACAUUCUCUGUAGUGACUGCGCCCAGCCUCUGCAGUUGGAUCCCUGCACGCCUCUUUCUGAUGAAGUGAUCAUAGUAGGUGUUUGUAGAUAGUCUUCAAGCCCAUGCCUGGAAGAGUUUCUGGACUGGUUUUGUUUGAAGUCCUGUUUGAAAAAGCAACCCAAUCAGCUGACUUCCUUGUGCAGCGUGUUAAACUGUGAACUCUACCCAUAUGUCAGGAGUGUCUAUCCCUGUCUCUUCCUUCUGCUGAUAACGAACACUCCCCAGAUCUUUGUUCUCACCAUGUCCUUUCUGUCUUGGAGCCACAGUUCUUGAUUAUUCCCCAUGUGGUCAAAGUCUGAAUUUGUAAACCCAUUCAGAUAAAUGGCAAUCUCUUAGGGCAAAAAAAAAAAAUCCACAAAACACCUUUUGGUUCAUAGCUUGACCUUAAAUGAAAGGACCUGCAUAGCAUUUCAGAUUGAGCACUUCACUAUCAAAAAUACUAACGUCACGUGGCUUAAAGAAUAACAAUCAGAGCCGAAUGAUCUGAUUUAGAGCAAGUACCAUUGUUUUUAGAUAAAUAGAGAUAUAGUUUAUAACAUCCAUCACAGUGUGAUAAGGUUGCAAAUUCAAAACUUGUCAAGCAAGCUCUGUUUGUUUAUUUAUUUUUUUAGAAUUCUAAGCUGAUGCUGCUCUGAAAUAGCUUGUGGUAAAAGCUAAUUCCAGGUAGCUCUUGAGGGUGAUAGCUGUGUACUUUCCAGUGGCUGCUGACCACAUUGGAUGCCAGUUAGCAGCAGAAGUAUUAAAGAAAUGUCUCUUGAGAUUUUCCCCUCUGAGAUCUGAAAAAUGAAGUGGCUUAGGUACAUCAACGGGGGGAGACUGCAAAGGACUGGUGUUUUCUGAGGGCCUAUCUGCAGACAGGACUCUUGGGUUGGCAGGUGGAAGGGCUGUACUCGGGUGAAUGAAGUAAGUGCCUGUCCAGCAGGAAGCCUGAGUUUCAGUUCCUUGCAUGAAGUUGUUUGACUCUCUCUGCAUUUUGCUGUCAUUCUGUUACUUAAGAUGUAAAAAUUUCUUACAGUUGGUACAAAGGAUCAACUACUUUAUCCUACCUUCUCCCCUUUCAGAUAGGUUCUUUGUGAGUUUUUGGAGUCUUGAACAAUUAGGGCCCCACUCAGUACUCCCCUGUCAAAAUCAAAUCUGUUUAGAACACCCAUAUUUUUGUUUCUUGGCUCAAGAAUCAAUUCCGUUUCUAAUGUUUUCUUCACAAGUCUUGGUGGUGUGACAGCAGGGGAGGAGGAAGAGCUGUGGUUUAUAACUUGUUCAACUCAGGCAACAAGUGAUUUUAGCUUUACUUAAGGUCUUCAGUCAGGCUUUAAGCACUUUGUAAGACAUGGUUGUGAAUAACUUUUCUAUCAGAAUUUCCACACAGCCAUGUUGAGUUAAUAGCCAUUGGGUUUGUUCCUUUACCUCACAUGAUCCCAUCAACUGGUGGUAUCUAGAGGUGAAAUAGGCAAGCAGAAUGAACACCUCUGAUGUGAAUGUUUUAAAGAAGAAAAUUCUAAAAAUUUUGUAAUUAAAAGCAAACUACAUUGUUGAAUAUAUGGAUAUGAGCUUUAUUCUGCGUUUUGAUUCUAAUCAGUCAACUUCCACGUUAAUGAAAGUUGACCAUAGUUAUUCCCAAAUAAAAAGAAACCAACUCUUACCAGGUCUUGGACUGUGAUGUCAUAUUAUUCAGUUUUAUAAUGCUGGUUCCUGAAAGCAGGUGAUGUUUUAAGAGUGACAUGUCAGCUGCCGAUAGCAUCUCUGCCAUCUGUUCUUACGUGCAGCCGGUGUGUUUGGGUGGUGGGGAUGUGGUGAAGCCCUCUCUGAACCUCUUCUAUUUUUGGUACAUUUCCUAUUUAACCUUUGAAUAGACUCUAAUUUUUAUUUUUUCUUUUAGACUGGGUUUAUUCUGGAUCUGUGCUAAAAUAAUCUUUCAUAAAGAGACCACAGUUUAUAGCCUAAUAGACUACAAAAUGCACUGAUGUUUUCAGAAUAUUUAUGUACAAGGGACCCACUGCAAGAGGCUUGCCUUGUUCUCUUAAUUGGACUGAUUUUGAUUUUGAUUAAAUCAGUUUCCCUUUAAAGAAGGUCAGAUUCAUGUCCAUUGUGUCCUUCAGAAUAGAGAAUCAUAUAACCAUCAGGAACGAACAGAGGCCUUAGGAAUGAGAGAGAUUUUGCCUUAUAAGAUUUCCUAUUACAAGCUCUCCCUCAUAUACAGCUGCAAAUUAGGGAACACCUUUUGAGCAUCUUUGAAUUUGACAAAUGGUGCUAUUUGCAAACAUAUUUUGAUUGGCAACACUAGGGUUUUUGUACAAAAUAGUAGUGAUAGCCAUGGAAGUUAUAUUUUAAUCUGAGAAAUGUUCUUAAAUUUUUUAAGUGUCUAAAUUAAGGAUUAGUGCUUUUUUUAAUGAAAGACAGUAAGUUUUGUCCCAGGAUCCUUAUUAAGAGAAAACAAAGGAUAUUUCAGCUGACCAACCAAUGGAAUUAGAUGGGUAUAUUUGGGUUCUUUAGUUUUAUCACCAAUUAGUUUUUACUGAAUUUUGUAAAUUCCUAUGUUUGCAUCAUCUGUUCUUAGAAGUUAUUCUGCCCUGGCUCUGUGUCUUCUCAGUCAUUUGACUUAGAAAGUGCCCUUCAAAGGACCCUGUUCACUGCUGCACUUUUCAAUGAAUUAAAAUUUAUUUCUGUUCUA
Galeopterus variegatus (Sunda flying lemur) is the source of this 4476-nucleotide messenger RNA. It is a transcript of the gene GNS, whose product is annotated as glucosamine (N-acetyl)-6-sulfatase. NCBI's taxonomy places the organism in Eukaryota, Metazoa, Chordata, Mammalia, Dermoptera, Cynocephalidae. The coding region runs from base 122 to 1780 and encodes 552 amino acids. Gene Ontology annotation, molecular function: N-acetylglucosamine-6-sulfatase activity; glycosaminoglycan binding. Gene Ontology annotation, biological process: glycosaminoglycan metabolic process. The transcript has 16 exons. The record is from RefSeq and is a predicted model, not a curated record.